Acipenser ruthenus (sterlet) is the source of this 3201-nucleotide messenger RNA. Its product is annotated as NADH-cytochrome b5 reductase 3-like. The transcript has 9 exons. The record is from RefSeq and is a predicted model, not a curated record. Gene Ontology annotation, molecular function: oxidoreductase activity; FAD binding. Gene Ontology annotation, cellular component: mitochondrion. Bases 375 to 1283 code for a protein of 302 amino acids. Lineage: Eukaryota; Metazoa; Chordata; Actinopteri; Acipenseriformes; Acipenseridae.
CCACGAUUCUCAACUGUGGCAAGGAUCCCUGCAGCUGCAAGAUAAUGUCUAUCAGAUUUGUUGGCAAAUUUGAUCCAAUCACAAAACAAGUACGACCUCGGUUUGUCCUAAACUGUCAACAUUUCCUCGUAAAAGGCAUUAGGAGGCACCUCAUAGGGUGUGGCUGCUUGUUGCUGGUUUCUUAAUUUUGUAGCUUUGCAGAAAUGUUUGCUAUUUUUUUGGCAAGAGUAGUAAGCAGUUUAGCCAAUCACUAUACAAAUAUUAACAACGUGGGUGGGGCCUGGAAGAGAAGUUGGAAAGUAAACAUUGCUGUUCAAUUUCUGUUUGUGUUUUUGUAAAUUGUUGUGUGCAUUUUUGAAGCAAGAGGAUUGCAAAUGUGGUCUUUUAUAAGUGGCCUCAUUAGAAGUGGUAUUGGUUCAAUCCAAUAUGUGAUUGCUGCUGUUUUAAGAUUUUUCUUUGCAAAGAAAAGAGCCCCAAUAACCCUUGAGGAUCCCAAUGUGAAGUACAGCUUGAAGUUGAUUGAUAAAGAGAUUAUAAGUCAUAACACAAGAAGAUUCCGCUUUGCACUGAAGUCCCCUGAUCAUGUUCUGGGGCUUCCCAUUGGACAGCACAUUUACCUGUCUGCCAGGAUAAAUGGGGAUCUUGUCGAGAGACCCUACACCCCAGUAUCAAGUGACGAUGACAAGGGGUACGUGGACCUUGUCGUGAAAAUUUAUUACAAAAAUGUCCACCCCAAAUUUCCUGACGGAGGGGAAAUGUCCCAAUACCUGGAAAGCCUUCGUAUUGGAGACGCCAUUGACUUCAGGGGACCGAGCGGGCUGCUUGUGUACCAGGGGAAAGGGAAGUUUGCCAUUCAUCUUGAUAAUAAAUCUGAUCCAGCGAUCAGUACUGCCAAACAAAUUGGAAUGAUAGCUGGUGGGACGGGGAUUACACCCAUGCUUCAGGUAAUCCGGGCAAUUAUGAAAGACCCAGAGGACAAAACUGUCUGUUACUUGCUGUUUGCAAACCAGACAGAGAAGGAUAUCUUGCUGCGGCCAGAGCUGGAGGAGAUCACAGUAAAAUAUCCAUCACGAUUUCAUUUGUGGUACACCCUAGACCGAGCUCCUGAGGACUGGGAGUACAGCCAAGGUUUCAUCAAUGAAGAGAUUAUCAAAGAUCAAAUGCCACCACCCGGAGAUGACACCCUUAUCCUGUUGUGUGGGUCUCACCCAAUGAUUCAGUUUGCUUGCAUGCCUAACCUGGAGAAACUAAAUUAUGACAAUAGCAAGAUCUUAACAUUUUAAUUUCCAUUAGUAUUUAAAGCAGGGUUUUACGUAAUUCAGCAGGAUUGCACAUUUUAGGUCAUUGUGGAAUUCAAACCUGAAAUCUGGGGGCCCAUAAUAACCUAAGAUACAUUUUCAAAAUUAAUUAUUGUUGGGAGUUGUGGGCAUAUGAGGGUUUUGAUCAAAAGGACUUAAACUUUCCAUAUGAAUGGAAAUACAAACCGUGAUAUAUGGUUUACUCCCUGCUUCCAUUUCAUACAAGAUGGCUGAUCAAGCUGUAAAUUAGACAGGAAUGUAACUUUGCUCUACUACUAAUGGAAUGUAUAUCUUGAUAUGCUUGGUGUGAAUGAGAGACGGCUAAUAUAUAUUGUGCUUAAAAAUGCAGUUUGAUUCUGACAUUGCUUUUUGACAUGCAACACACACACUUAAUGCAACUCUCAGUGUGAUGAUUUAUUUUAUUUUUUUGCUAUGCAGUUAUUUUAAGAAGCUACAGUGACAUGGCUCCCUUUCCCUUUAUAAUCGAGAGUUAAUACAUGCAAACACCCAGACUGACAGUGAUUUCAUGACUUUGUAAACAUUUGUCAGUAUUAUUAUGUCUGGUUUCUCUGGCUACUUUUAGUGUUACUAUAUACAGUACCAUAUGUUGAUCAGAAGGUGGCAGUAUUAUUAUGUGCCUACAUAAGUAAUAUGUACAAAAAAGCUUAGUUCCUUGUAGUCAGUGAUUAAAAAGAGAAUCACCAAUAUGUGGUUUAUGAGAGGGUUAUAAAAAUACACAUUUCUGUAGGUAGUAUCCUGCCCUUAUGAAGAAAAACCAGAAAGAUGCAUUUAUUUAAAUUGAUUACCUUUGUUUGAAUGGUUAUCUGGUGUCUGAAUCGUUCACAUUAGUUCAAAUUAAAUCGUUUGUGACAUUUGACCACAGAAAAUAAACCAAAAUAAAUGAUGAUAAUGGCGUACAAAAUUUUAAAGCCAUUUUUCUUAUUUUAAUAAAAAUGAAAAUAAGUAUGCAAUAAACUAUUGCAUAGUAAAGGCAAGUUUAUUUUUAAACAGAUUAGUGAUUUCCCCAAACACGCCAAUUCUAAAAAAAGAAAAAAGCACAGGCCCUUGUCAUGUGACUUUCCAUACAUUAGUUGGAAUGGUGAUAUAUUCCUCAGAAUAUAUGAAAAAAGCAAAUGUAUAGAAGAUAUGUUCAAUGGGUACUGUGCAAUCUGUCAUAUUUUAAAAACAUACCUGUUAACACACAUUAUUUUGAUCCACAAGUUUCAGCUGUUGUGGAUGGUAAAGAUAUUCGAACCUGCUCAAAAACCACAUUGGAAACAACAUUUUCCAGUUCUAAGAUUACAGUAUAUUUAAGCUUGCAUUAUGCUCCAGCAGUAUAUUAUGCACCAGCAGUAGCAUAAAGUUUCAGAUCGUUUUGCAUUUUCAGUUAAGACCAUUUGCAUAUUACCAAGCAGAAAGGGAGACUGCUCAUGCUUUUGUAUGCAUGCCACAGUAAGCCUCUUAUGUAAUACAAUUAUUAUGUCAAACAGUAAUUCUACAUCACAGCUUAACGUGCUUCAGGAAGCACAUUUAUUUGCAACAUUAUAUCGGUAUUCUGUUAGUAUAUGUUUGCUAAGCAUCCAAAAUGCAAUAUAGUGCAAGUAUUACCAUAUAAUAAUGUGGCUUAUUAUUACAAUGCAUGUAACAUUCCUUUCAUAAGAUAGUAAUCAUAACUUUGCAUUUUAAUUUGUUAACAGUUUUAGUUGCAAAUUAUCUUUUUGUAGCCUUUGUUGCCUUUCCUGUAAAUGUUAAAUUUCAGAAAUAUUACUGCAGAAUUUCAUUAAGAGUUAAAUGCAGUCUGCUUUUACAGGCUUGGUAAUGUCAGUUGUCCUCUAUUGAGCUGAACAGCUGGCCACCAUGUGACCUGCCCACCCAUUAAGCAAAUAAAGGAUUUGCAUUGUUA